Molecule: messenger RNA, 1984 nt
Organism: Planococcus citri (citrus mealybug)
Lineage: Eukaryota; Metazoa; Arthropoda; Insecta; Hemiptera; Pseudococcidae
Exons: 8
Coding region: 90-1691 (533 amino acids)
Source: RefSeq, a predicted model, not a curated record
CCUACAUUCGUAGCGUUUACUUACUCAUGAACAAAGUACCAAUUCAGUUAUUCGCGGUGAUCAGGUGUAUAUUACAGUAAUGAAAGAAAAUGAAAAAUACAAAGGGUGUUUUUUGUAGCAGCGCUGUGCUUAUUUUUACAACUUUUACCUCAUAUUUCACAGUUUCAUACUCUUUACCUCCUCCAUUGAUUGAAUCCAGAGACCUGAUAUUCAAUAAUACUGACAAUGACGGUUCUUGUCUCAAACCGCAUUCAACACCAGACAAAUCCAUCACAUACAAAUGCAAUGAAGAGUAUUCGGAAUAUUGUACAUUUGGCAGAAUCGUUCCUGAACAUACUGCACUAAAAAUUUCGUGUAACCCGGGAUAUUUUUCAUUGAAUGGUGACAGCAAUGAAACCAUAUCAGUUUGCAUCGAAAACAAAUGGAUUCCUGCGCAUACUGGAUGUCACAAAAUGUGCGACAGAUUAUACUCCAAUUAUAUGAACGUCCAUCUCGAGUGCUUUCAAGCAAACAAAUCUAUUCCAUGUGGAGAGUAUUCCUUAACACCUGGCGCGAGAGUUCGCUCUUCUUGCAAACUGGCACAUAGAUAUGAAAAUUACAAGAGCACUUAUCAAGAAAUCAACUGUGGAGAAGAUGGGAAAUGGGAUGCUGCUCUGAUUCCUUGCAUACCUGGUUGCGAGAAACCCCCAGGAAGCCAUUUUGAGGCACCAUGGCAUGCUGUGAUCUUGCAUAAUGAUGCUGAAUCAGUUGAAAUAUGUUCUGGCACCAUCAUAAGUCCUCGGCUGAUUCUAACAUUGGAAUUCUGCAUACAAGUGCAUGAUCAAAUGUCGAAGCAACUCACACUCACAGCAGAUGCUAAUGCAACGCAUUAUUCACUUAUAGUGACCAGAUUCCCCAAGUACCAACGAUUGUAUGAGAUAGCCGAAUUUCGAUAUUUCAACCAAGCCAAAUACGUGUAUAAUGUUAGCCGCUAUCAAACGCCAAUGAUCGUUGUUCUGAAAGAAGAAUUGGAAUUCAAUUCAUUUGUUUCACCAGCUAAUAUUCAAUGGGAGAAUCCUAGUAGACUAGAAAUGUGGAAUGGAACAGUAAAGGUAUCCACAAUGAAGGAUCAAUCAGUAAAAAAAGGGUCCAGUAAUCUUUACGCCGAUAUAUAUCUUGGAAGACCAACCUCCUACAACAUCAAUUUCUCAAGCCAUAUUGCGUGUAAAGAGAGAUGGACGUAUCCAUAUUUUGCCCUUUUUUGGGUAUCCUUUUUAGCAAGUAAAACUAGACAAGCAGACAACUACUCUUUUUUGUCGGAUGAAAAUCUAAUGUGUCUGGAGUAUGAGAAUGAUAUAAACUAUGUUGUUGGAAGUGGCGUUAUAGUUGAAGAAAAUAACUGCUAUUUUAUGAGAGGAAUUAUGGGUGUUCCAUUCGACCUACCGAAAUUUAUUCAAAAUAUCUAUAAAAUUCCAUUGUGGAAUAACCCGCCAGUAAAACCAUCUCUGGACUGUGAUAAAGAAAUCCCUCCAGAAUUUUCCAAGUUUGCGCAAAAUGCGAAAUUUUGGUGCGACUUGAUUAGUCGUUUGCAAAAAUUACAAAAAACAACUGGAAAUAGACCCGAGAUACCGCGGAAUUUUGCUGCAUCGAUUGAUAUAGCUGGCUAUAUCGACUGGAUUAAGAAGGUACGAGAUGAAACUAAUAACCAAUAAUUCAGUAGGUAAUAUAUUAAGGAGGCUUCCAACUCAGAAUGUGUCAAUUGGGUAUGAUCAAAAUCUGAGAUAGGUUCCUACGUAUAAACGUUUUUCUUCAUCGAUCCUACAAUACAGAGAUUUUUAUUCAUAUUAGGCCCUACGAGUACGAGUAGGUACAAAUUACGCCGUUUGUGUUAUUUUAGUAUUCGUCAAUAAGAUUUUAUUAAUCAUCUACGUACUUAUUAUACUUAUAAAUGAAUUCAAUAAUCCACCUUGUUUUCAUAUCUAAUAAAGAGCAAUUGAAAACUAAA